Molecule: messenger RNA, 342 nt
Organism: Penicilliopsis zonata CBS 506.65
Lineage: Eukaryota; Fungi; Ascomycota; Eurotiomycetes; Eurotiales; Aspergillaceae
Exons: 2
Coding region: 90-311 (73 amino acids)
Source: RefSeq, a predicted model, not a curated record
CGUCGGCGGGCGAAACUCACCCUGUGACCACCGCGGCAGAACGCAGAGUGCAGGCUUGCCUGGAGCGACAACAGCCGUACAAAAAUGCGAUGCUCAAGUCCUGGGCUACCGUGCAGAUGUGGCGGUUCAGUCUAGACUCGACCACCAGCGUCGUCGGGGUGGUCAUCAUGAUUACGGGCAUUAUCAUCACUCUCCUCCGCACUGUCCUUUCCCUUCUCGUACCGGACAGCCCCUGCGAUCUCGUCGUGACGGGUCCUCUGCAUGGUCUGGAGCAGGCCCGAAUAAACGGCAUGCCUUUACGGUUUGAAUGAAAUAAUUGAAACAUUUAUCACUUGUUUAAGU